UACAGUACAGCUGCGACUCAUGUAGCUAGCUUGACCGCUGGUAUUUGGAGUCAUCAGGAAAACAAACAAGAUUGGCAAAAAGACCGGCAAAAUUUCAUUACAAAACAUCGAUAUAAUUGACAUCAUUUAUAAAUAUUACCAUCUACAUUCAUGGCACAAGAGCAAGUACGACAUGGCCGAAGGAGAGGGCAAAAAAAGAAUUCACCGAUUGGAAAUCGUUCUGGGGGAGCUCCUCCAGCUGGUCCAGGCAUGAUGCUUCCCGACGGGUCCGAUCUCCGGCAGGUGACUGUCCUGUCAAAGGCAGACUGGUCUCGUAUCAGGGCGCAGUUAGAGCGGAAGCAGCGGGAAGAAGAAGCCUUUAGAGCCAAACGAGAAGCCAAAGAAGCUCUCCACCAACAGUCUAAGGACAUGGUCAAAAACUGGAGUAAUACCAUUGCUGGUCAAAGGUUACAGAAGCUUGAGGCUCGCAAGAUCCGCGAAGAGAAGGAAGAAGCCGAGCGAGUCCAGAUCGACAUCGAGGAAGCCAAGUACCAAGCGGAGAAGAGAAAAGAAGCCAUCGACAAAGCAAAGACUCUACAGUACUACCAAACAGACAGGGUCAAAGGGUUUCAUGGAGCCCUACUGCUGACCGAGGUAUUGAAAGAACGUGAUGCUCAGCUGGAUCUGAAGAGGGCUCGAGAGGCUGCUAUGGAGGGCAAUGACAUGGAGCUCUAUCUCCGUGCACAGAGGGAGCUAGAAGAAGGGAUCCUAGCGGACCAGGAGAAAGCUCUCAAAAGGAUGCAGGAUCGCAAGGCCAACUCAGAAUUUCAAACGCAACAGAUCCAGGAGCAUUUACAGCAAGCUGAAAUUGACAAUAUCCAAGAUGUCAGAGAGGGAAGGGAACUCAAGGAGCAGGUGGACUACUACAACGCAGAGCGCGCUAAGAUUGAGCGUAUCCGGCUCGGUGAGAAGCAGGACCUCAUGCACUCCCAUCUCAAGACUGUGGCUGACCGUGACCUGAUCAGGGCCGCCCAGGAGCAGAAGGAGGAGGAGGAGGAAGAGGAGAUUCGCAUCUUUGCGGCGGCCAAGAAGAAGAUGACCAAACUGCGUCGGAAGAGGGAGAAAGAGCUCUGGCAAGAAAAGCAAGACAAUGUCACUCGAAUGGUCAACGAUCUUGAUAGCCAGAUGAAGGCCAAGGCAGAUGAUGAAGAUGACCGCAUCGCCAAGGCCGUAGCUGACCGUGAAGCUGCUCGGGAGAAAGAGAUGCAAGAAAAAGAAUCCAGGCUGGAGGAUGAUCUUAAACAAAUGGCUCUUCACAGGACUCAACAAAUGAAGCAGAAGGAGAAGGAGGAACGCCAAGAGAGGCGUCGCGAGCUGGAAGCCCUCCACCUGAAGAUUGAGGCGGACCGUCUCUUUGCCACCAAGCAGGAGGAGAAGAUGAAGCAGAUCAGGCAAGAGAACGAAAACCUCAAGGGUUUCCAUAGCAACCAGAUCCAGGAGCGCCACGAGCUGAAACUCCUGGGCCGCGCCGAGCAACUCGAGAUGGACAAAAAGAACAUUGAUCUGCUGGCGCUGGAGGAACAGCAGUUCCAGGAGUACGCGGGCAAGGUCAUCAAACAUUGCAAGGAAGGCGAGCGCAACGUCUAUCCUCUGGAGAAGGCAGCCAGGGAGGGGCACGGUGGUGGCCAUGGACCCGUCUUUGACGGCAAGGGUGGAAUCCGACCCAGCUAUCUGACCAACGACAGGGUCGGAGUCGAGCUGCCUUACUACCAGAAAGGCAGCACAGAUGAGGUUAAAUACGCACACAUCGGGAAGCCCUCCAAUACAAGGAAGCGUCUCGGUUUUGUAUGGUAGAAAGCUCAAGCUUCCAAACCACAAACUGGACUUUAUGGACAAUGCUACUAUCUUUGUGUAGAGUUGCCACUUCAUUGUUCAUUUUCUGAAGAACUUGUUAAGAAUAUUAUUAACAGGUACAAUCAAGUUGUGGUAUAUGAACUGAUCAUAUCUUUUCAAGAAGAAUGAAGAUAAUUGCUAUUGAAAUAACCUGUUGAUUACUUCAUUAGUUAUGAAUCUGCAUAGAGAAACUUGUAAAUAGCAGAAAAUCAUAUAUGAUGAUGAUAAAUAUAUAGCUCAAGUAUUGGUUUUCAAGAGGAUUCGAUAUGAUGAUAGAUCACUUUUAGUAAUGUUAAAGGCUUUCUUCCAUAUUCAGUAAGCCUUUUCUGUCAGGAACCGUCCUUUAUAUCAAAAUACUAUGCAUGCUAACAAAGAAAAGAGAUCUCAAUGUUAAAAUUACAGGUCUGUAUGAUGAUAUGUAGAAGUGUGCCUUCAAAAAAUAGAAAGAAAAAGAAAAAAGGGCAUUUCUAAUUUAUUUUUCAUUGCAAUGAAGUUCAAUUGAACCCUGUAUCUUGAUCACGCUGUUACUUCAAUCGUUUCAAUUGCCUUCUGAACCUUCGUAUUCCGUCCACUUUGUAUUUCAUAUAAUCAUUUAUCAAAUCCAACAUGGUUGUUUUGUCGGCAUGGCUAGCCAUUCAUAUUGGAAGGAAACAUUUGAAAAAGAUUUGUCAGGCAAUACAAAAACUACUUCCUUCAAUGAUUUAUUAUCUUUGUGUGAUUUUGUUCUCAUUCCUUUUGGCCUCAUUAAAAAAACUGCCUCAAAAAUGCUGCAGCAAAAUGGCAUAAUGCUGUUCACAUAUUUCCAUAUAGUAACAUGAAGAUAAGUCAGGGGAUUUUUGUUGUGCAGAGUAACUUUUUAUUCGUUUUAAUAACGUAAGAUUUUUCUUAUUUUGCUGUAGCAGAUUUUAAAAUGGAUAUAUUAAUUGUAAUUCUUUGUUCUUUUUUUUUUCAUCUUCAGUUCUUAGUUCACAAAAUUUACAAGAAAACUUGUGUAGUGACACUAUUUGGUUAACCGUAAACAAUUACAUGUACCUGCGGAUAAAUUACUUAGUGAAAUUGAUGACAAAUGACAAUAUUUUUUCUUCAGUAUGGACAAUUUUAUUAUUUCCCUGGAUAUUUAUUACAGGGAAGCACAUAGGUAUAUGUAUAUAAAUACAUGUACCAUACUAGAACCAAUCAAAAAUUGCAUAUACAUUACAUGUUCUAUAAAUUAACAUACACAAUUAACACAUUAUGUACAAUUAUUACAUAUGUUAUGAAUUAAUUAUCAUAAUACAUUUUUAAAAAAGCCUUCAUCCAUUAUGUACAAAUUUGUUCAGUUUUAAAUUUGUAAAUAUUUAUAUUGAAUUCAUGUUGAAUGUCACAAAUAAAUGUCUUGUGAAGGACAAUAUUGCAAAACAAAA
Molecule: messenger RNA, 3275 nt
Organism: Strongylocentrotus purpuratus (purple sea urchin)
Lineage: Eukaryota; Metazoa; Echinodermata; Echinoidea; Camarodonta; Strongylocentrotidae
Gene: ccdc173
Product: coiled-coil domain-containing protein 173
Exons: 7
Coding region: 151-1833 (560 amino acids)
Source: RefSeq, a predicted model, not a curated record